Messenger RNA from Paramuricea clavata, 765 nucleotides. NCBI's taxonomy places the organism in Eukaryota, Metazoa, Cnidaria, Anthozoa, Malacalcyonacea, Plexauridae. The record is from the annotation of a GenBank genome assembly.
AUGUAUGAUGUUGAUCCUUUAGUAUUAACUGAUCUUAAAAGUGAACUAGACUAUGUAAGGAAUCUCAUGGAGAGACGUGCAUUAGAAGAAACAACUUUCACCGAAGGAAACGAUGGUACAGUAAACAUUUCAGGACCAUCAGGAACUACAAACGUUCCAGGAGUAGAAUUUGUGGAAGAUCCGGAUGGGCUUCUUCCAGUUGUGCUAGAUGUAUUUAAUGAUUAUACUUUUGAUACUGACUGGUUUAACAUAGAGAAACGUCUGGAACGACUAAAUAAACUUUCUACAGUGGAGAAGAAGAGGGACUUUAGAAACCAGGUAGAGCGUGUUCAAGCUGUCACAAGAGUUAUUAAAGGUAAGGAGGGACUAAUACUAGACCCUAAGAAUAAUUAUGUCAGGGAACUCCUCAAACGAUCAUCUGUCAGAACACUUAAUGAUGGCAUAGAGGUGUUGGUAUUUAGAAGUGAACAAGGUAUUGACAAAAGUGGGACACAGAUAAUGAAACGUGGUAAGACCAGCAAACCUGUGUACUCCAAGAACUCCAUUGCAUUGAGAGAAUACAAGGACCUUAUAAAGAAAAUAAAAGAGGUACAUACGGAUCCUGACGUUAGAAUUAGAAGUGAUGAAUCAAUUUACGAGGAUACCAGAGAAGAGCCCCAAUUUGAUAGCAGUGAUAAGGAAUUUGCUGAUCGGGAGAAUACUGAGUUAAUAGACAUAGGUGCAACUAGGAGACCUUCCAGGGCUAACAUUGGCAGAAAACAAUGA